AUGGUUGCAAUGCCGGCCGGAUGCAUUAUCCGGUCGCCGGCGGGUCCUGUUGGUUGCUGCUGGCGUGUUGUGGCGGCGUUGCUGAUAAUUAGCUGUUUAAAUAAUCCUCCAGCGGUUGAAGCACAACAGAGACCGAAAAUUAACGAACAUCCGAAGGAUGCGGUAGCGGCGAAGGAUGAACCGCUCACCCUUAACUGCAAAGCGACAGGACGACCGCCACCGGAAUUUAUCUGGUACCAGAACGGGGUGCCGCUCGCACCAUCGGAUCGCCGUGUCGUGCUGCCCGAAGGAUCGCUCUUCUUCCUGAGAGUCACGCAAAAUAAACGGGAACAGGAUGCUGGAGUUUAUCACUGUGAGGCCCGUAACUCGGCAGGUGUUGCAAUCAGCGAGAAUGCGACGCUACAGAUUGCAGUGCUCCGUGAUGAUUUUCGACUGGUGCCAAAGGACACGGUGGCGCUCGUUGGUGGUCCCGUCGUACUCAACUGUACACCUCCACGGGGCAUCCCCGAACCGUCCGUGCUGUGGAUCAAAGACGGCAAGAUACUGGACAUUAAUGGCAAACAUCACUCACUCGUCGAUUCGGGCAGCUUGCUUAUCUCCGAAAUUCAACCAAGCGAUUCGGGUAAAUACGAAUGCUCGGCACAAAGUAUGGCCGGCACAAAAACGACCCCACCGGCUUACCUGAAGGUGCUUGCACCGCCCACCAUUGUGAAGAGUCCGCACGAUACGGAGGUGCUCGAGGGCGAAGGAUUCGAUCUUCCGUGCGGGCUGACCGGUGAUCCAAAACCGAUUGUAACGUGGCGUAAGGAAAGUGGCCGUUUGCCGGAAGGGCGCUCACGCAAACUGCUUGACAACACGCUGCGCAUUGAGGAUGCCCGGCAGGAGGACGAAGGCAAAUAUUACUGCGAAGGUCACAACGAGGGUGGCAACGUAACGAUAUCGGUGUAUCUUUACGUGUACGAGGCACCGACGUUUAUGGAAGCACCGGUGGAUGUGAUGAUCCGUGAGGGUGAACCGCUUUUGCUGCCCUGUCGGGCGAAGGGUCGCCCAGCCGUGCGAAUCUUCUGGGAUCGGAUCGAUCGGAAGCAUGUGGACAACAAUGAGGUGCACCAACAAAUGCGCGAUGAAGGUGAACAGUCUGCGGAUGGUUUGGGAGGCAGAAAGAAACGAGCAGUCAGUUGGGGCUUCCCGGAAGGUUACGCAUUUGCACCGGAGAUGGCAUCGUUCGUGGCGAAUGGGAGUGGCGAUGGGGGAACGGGACGCGGCAAUUGGUCGAUAAAGAUUGAACCCGUGUCCGAGCGGCAACUGUUGCAGCAGUAUCCAACGCGUGUGUCUGCCUUCCGCGCCGAUUCGAGCGAACGGAACCGGUUGCUUUUGCGCAGCAGAAGAGACACUCCACCGGAAGGGGAUCAUCAGCACGGAGAAGGCACUGUGUCACCGGAUGGUUCCACGGGUACGAUGGCUGCGACGACCGCCCAUCCGCACAGUAGUAGCGACAUUGUGUUUGAGGAGAACGGAAGCCUUUCGUUCCGACAGAUACUGAAGGGUGACGAGGGUUGGUACGCUUGUGCGGCAAUAAACGAAGCGGGCAGUAUCGUGAAAAAGAUCCACAUCAAGGUGAUGGCAGAGGGUGAGGCACCGGGCAGGGAUCCGAUACUGGAGUACGAACAGCACCGGUGGGUUAACGAUCAACAGUUUAUCGUGCUAAACAACGUGUUUACCGUGUCCGCGAACUCGAUCGGUAUUACGUGGGACGUCACGGACAGUACGUCCCGGAUGCAGCUCCGUAUGUACUAUCGCGUUGCCUCGAAACCGGUCGAUUACUAUCUGUACAAUUCGACGUUUAGCAGUGUACUGACAACGAGCAACUUGAAGGAGUUAACGCUCACGGGACUUCGACCGUACAGCGAGUAUGAAAUCUUUGCGAGCAUUCCCGAAGGUUUGGCGGGGUCCGUGUCGAAUAUACGGCGUGGCCGCACGCUAGACGGUCCACCAUCGGCACCACCGAUCGACGUGCGUGUUGGAGUGAUAAAUACCACGGCCGCUUUUGUACGGUGGUCACCACCUCCUGUACAUCUUCUGAAUGGAGAGUUGACAGGCUAUAAGAUACAAAUCAAGUCAAAUGCCACAAACAAAGUGUUAGGACAGAUGUCGCUUAAUUCUUCCACACAAUCGGUCGUCAUUAACAGUCUCACGCCUGGUGCGAUGUAUAUUGCUCGUGUUGCUAGUCUAACAGCUGGUGGAAUAGGUCCGUACAGUUCUCCCACACCGUUGCACAUGGAUCCACAAAAUAUAGUGAGAUCCGAUCCAACGCCAAGUUACUGGACCGCAUCUUGGAUGUCCGGUACGGCUAUAGUCGUGCUUUGUGUCGGACUGAUCAGUGCUGCCAUUUUCGCGAUCUUCUGGACGGUACGAAAGAAGCAAAGUGUUAAAGCAUCCUACCCGGGACCCUCGGUUACGACAAUUAUACCGGACAAGCAGCAUACGCUCUGGUUGCACGGGAAUACGCUCGUAAAAGCACCGUCGCACUCGCUGGAUCCACCCAGCACGUCCGAGUAUGCUGAACUGACGAACAACACGAUACAGUCCCAAACGAUGGGCAAGAUGAUGAUGGGUGGAAGCAUUCCACCGGAACCGUAUGCGACCGUAACGCUUCAGCGUGGUGGCAUGAUGACCCUCGGCGGACUUGGUGGUCCAAACGGUGGUGGCGGUGGCAUGGGGCCAACUCUGUCCGAAGAAUCGUGUCUUAAGUGCUCGAACGGUAAUAGCCCGACGUCGAGCAACGAGUACAAUGCACCGAUGAGGGAACCGAUCAACAUAUCGGACGUAUUACCACCACCACCGGAUCACCCGUAUGGCACGUAUCGGCCUCCGAACAAUAUGACGAUCCGUACAAAUCCAGCCGCCCUGUCUCCACAGAUGAUGCGAAAGAAUGGGAAUGCCGUUGGUGGUCAGGGGAAUGGUCAACCCCGGUGGGACACACUUCCACCGCCGAUUCCGAGCUUCCCCCAGAACUGGAUCCGACCCCAUCCUCAUCAGCAACAGCAGCAGCAUCACCAUCCGGAUAUGUACAACAAUGUGAACACGACGGAGAAUGACUACGAAAGUGGGUCCGUUCUGUACGAACAGUGCUAUCGCACGGGACCUCCGUCGAGUGGAGGUGCGAGUGUUGGUGGUGGCAGCGCUAUGACCGAUCCCAUGUUGAUCGGGGGCAAUAUCGAGUUCUUCAGUCAGGCGGGUGAACCCACGGAAGAGUUUUACCGCAACGUGAACCAGGAGUUCUCGGACGAUAUGGGUUUCGAGCCGGCGAGUCCACCGGCACCCUGUCCGGAAACGGUACCGUUCAACGGUGGCAAGUAUCUCGCAUCGUCCUCUAGCGAGAGCCCAAUGAUGACGGCUCGGAGACACAACAAUGGUGGACGCGGCGGUUACGCGGGACAUCAUCUGCAAAUGCAGCAGCACCAUCAACAGCAGCUUCAGCACCAUCAGCAGCAGCAACAGCAGCAGCUCCACGGACAAAACAGCGUGGAGCAUAGCUCGGACGAUAGUGAUUGCGAUUGUGGGAAUGGUAGCAAUGAGGGUCGGUGGGUACCCCGAACGAAACCACGAUCACGGAGUCGCUCGAAAUCUACCGAUCGCAAGUACAACCGUAAUCUCAUACGAUAA
Anopheles marshallii is the source of this 3666-nucleotide messenger RNA. Its product is annotated as protein sax-3-like. Lineage: Eukaryota; Metazoa; Arthropoda; Insecta; Diptera; Culicidae. The record is from RefSeq and is a predicted model, not a curated record. Gene Ontology annotation, cellular component: axon; plasma membrane. Bases 1 to 3666 code for a protein of 1221 amino acids. The transcript has 7 exons. Gene Ontology annotation, biological process: homophilic cell-cell adhesion; axon guidance; dendrite self-avoidance. Gene Ontology annotation, molecular function: cell-cell adhesion mediator activity.